This is a messenger RNA of Bombyx mandarina (wild silkworm), 2093 nucleotides long. RefSeq lists its product as uncharacterized. NCBI's taxonomy places the organism in Eukaryota, Metazoa, Arthropoda, Insecta, Lepidoptera, Bombycidae. The record is from RefSeq and is a predicted model, not a curated record. Gene Ontology annotation, cellular component: nucleus. Gene Ontology annotation, molecular function: mRNA binding; RNA 7-methylguanosine cap binding.
UUAUGUGUAUUAUCUAUGAUCUAUGCUUGAAGCGAAAACUGUGAAAUUGUAAAAUUUUAAACAGUUUUUAGAUUUGAGCAAAAGCAAGUGAAUUUUAUUUUCUAAGUUUAAAGAAGUGACAGAAAAAAAUGGAACGAGAAGAUGGCGAGAUGAGUGAUGAUAAUUCGAUGAUUAUAGAUGACAUGGACGUCGACGACCCAUUUCAAGCAACGCAUGAUGAUUGUACUAUGGUUUUCAAAGCUGAAAAAAAUGGCCUUGUAGUGCAGAAGCUUGAAAAAGUUGAUGCUGCAAAACUAGAUGAAAGAGCUAAAAGAUUUGGCCUCAAUCUAACUGGAACACAUACAAUAACUCAGAAGCAAAUAGAUGAACUUUAUGAAAAUUGUGGUAUACAAAGUGGCAAUGAAAGGCACAUACGUUUUGAUACCAUUCAUUUAAAUGGAGUGGAUGGGCUGACAACAAAGGAAAUAUUUCAAUACUUAGAAGAUUAUAAACCACUUUCAUUGGAAUGGAUUGAUGACACAUCAUGCAAUGUGGUUUGUCAAGACCAUAUUUCAGCAGCAUUAGCAUUACUAGCUCAUUCUCAUGAAAUCAAAGAUGGUAAUUUGUCAGCUGUGGUUUCUGAUAAAAAUCAUCAUUGGAGGCAAGGUGUUCAUCAUCCUAAAAAUGAAAUGAUUUUGAUAAGAUAUGCUACUAAUAGUGAUAAAAAAUUGACAAAUAGGAGACAAGGCAGGCAAGUUAAAAAUAGAAUUGAUUCAGCAUUAAAAAAUCCUUGGGGUGAUUUGUGUAAAUCGUGGGGUGUAUAUGAUCAUCAAGAAGUUUUUCAAUACCAGCAAUCUAGAAAUGAGAAGGCAGAUAAGAGUGAUGAAGAGGAUAAUUAUGUAAAUAGACCAGUUAAAAGUAGUAGAUUAGCAUCCAGACUUGGAAAGAGAGUCUGUGAAACAAAAAGCUCUGUUGAUUCUGAAUAUGACAAUUCAGAUUCAGAAUGGAAAGCUAAAUCAAAGGUACCGAGGAUGAGGAUGCAUGCUGAUGAUGAAGAAAAAAAACAAGAAAAGAGUCGUCGUCUAAUCAAAUGUAGAUUAGAAAGCAUAAAUGAAUUUUCUCCAUUAUCUAUACAAGUAGCAAAUUCUAAGGGUAAUUAUAUAAAAAGGGAAGCAUCAAAACUAUCAGAUAAAUUUAAGUAUCAUACAUCAGAACCCAAAUCAAGUGUUCAGUUACGGUUAGGUGAGAGGCUAGAGUACUCUAAUGAUAGUAAUUCAAGUGAUGAAGUUUCUGGAAAUUUUGGAUAUAAUUUUAGGAGUCAAGUGCAGAAAAUUAACGAUCAAACAAAAAGUGCAAGUAGCGUUUGGUCAAGAUUAGACACAAAUAACAGUCCUCAGAAGCACAAUGACUUGCGCAAGUUUAUAACUUCAAAGAAGAAAAAUGAUGACCUCAGAGAUAGGAUAGGAAAAUUAAAAAAGGAAAAUUUACGUAUUGAAAUAGACAACUCUUCCUAACACACAAUAAAUUUAGUAUGCAAUAAUUGCUAUCUUCAUAUUAGAUUGGUAAGAAGUACUGCUCUGCUCAUACUCUAUGAGUGGCCAACAAGUAAACACUAAAAUAGAAUGGAAUUACCACCUGUGUCUAUUAAUAAAAAUGUGAUCUUAUCAAUACAUGAACCCCUUUUCUGUUCUAAAAUAUAAUUGUAAACAAUAGGCCAAGGUACUGGUGUCCAUUUGUUGGUUAACUGGAAGAGGCUGUGGAAGCUGCUGUCUUAAUUUGCCACAGUUGCUUCAUACUGGUUUAGAUUGCGUCAUGCAAGUCUUAUGUGACUUGCAUGACGCAUGAACCUAAUCCACUGCAUCGGUGUAACAAUUUAUGUUUGCUGUGGUCACGAAGACCCAUUCAAUCUCCCUGUUCGGCGACAGCUCUGUUCACUCGUGUCUUGACAGUGCAUCUAUAAGGCGACUAUUUAGUUUGGUUCAACAGUCCCAGCAAAUUUACACCAAGAACCAAAAAAUGGUAUGAUGUGUAAUUCGAUCUCCAUGUGCCUGCAUAUUGUUAACAUUGGAAGGAGAGACUGCAAAAAAAAUAAAAUAAAUGAUUCAUUUAAAUUU